AUGAAGCUGGAAAGCACACCAGGAGACAUGAGCGGGUGGAGGGAGGUGGACUUUGUCCUCAACUGCACCUACAUUGUGCCAGACCAGGUGUCGGACCCCAGUUUCAGCCUGCCCAAAGCCAUGACCUCCAUCCCACGCAACCUUACCUUUGAAUACAGCACAGACAAUGAGGUAAUGGGCGUUUUCAGCAAAGAAUACAUUCCUCAGGGGACUCGCUUUGGCCCUUUGCAAGGAGUCAUCUACACCAAAGACAGCGUUCCCAAACAGGCGAACAGAAAAUACUUUUGGAGGAUUUACAGCAGUGGUGAGCUUCAAAACUUCAUUGAUGGCUAUGACGUCCACAGGAGCAACUGGAUGCGUUACGUCAACCCGGCACGCUCUCUGGCCGAACAGAACCUGGUGGCGUGCCAGAACGGCCGGGACAUCUACUUCUACACCAUCCGACCAGUGGAGCCCAAUCAGGAGCUGCUGGUGUGGUACAGCCAGGAGUUUGCCCAGAGGCUCUGCGGCCAGCACGAUGACAUCAAAAAAAAAUACAUGAGUUCUGAUGAAGACCAUGAGUCGGAGUACAUCAAACAGCAGAAGACAUGGCUCACAGAAAGAACAAAGGGAGAGGUGAAAGAAGAGAUGAAUGAUGAAGAUGGAGAGGAGAAGAUCGACGUGGAGAUUUUGGAAAGAGACACUCCACCCGACACGCCUGACGACCAGAUCAUGGACUUCAGCAAAAAGGUUGAGAAGGAGGAGAGCGACAGACAUCCAGAAGACCAGGGGAUCAUUCCUUCCCCUGAGCCCGAGUACAGAGAGCCUAUCCUGGGCUUAAAUCGCCCAUUCUUACCAGAUCCCCAUCCUGUGCUGCCAUCUCAGCACCGAAAUCUCCCUCUUCACCUCCACGGCCUCUACAGGGAAGGCGUUUCAUCUUACCCCCUUUACCCCCAAUCAAGACCCCUCCAGCCCAAUUACCAGAUCAUUCCUCCAUACAGCCCUCACUAUCCUCGUCUCCUCCUCCCCUCAUACUCCCCUCCCUUUUCUGGGAUGCUGCCCUCAAGAGAAUCCCUCCGAUACAGCAGCUAUCCGGGCACAGACAGACUCCCGUAUCCGCCCAUCGGCCCGCCUAAUCUGCUGCCAGUGUCCCUGCCCUACCCUCCAUCAUCACAGGGAGGUCUGAAAGAACUCAAACCAAAUGUGUCGCCACCACGGGGGGCACCAGCCACUCCAGAGCUGUCCCCUCUCCCCAAGCUCGACAGUCAGCAUCAGUGCACUGAGCAGUCUCCCUCUGGUUGCGAGGAAGCCAUGAAUCUAAGCCUGGCACCGAUCAAAAGCGAAGCAGCGACACACAACAGCCAUGGCCACAAAUCGCUGCCCUACCCGCUGCAGAAGCAGAAUGGAAAGAUCAAGUAUGAAUGUAAUAUCUGCUCGAAGACUUUCGGACAGCUGUCGAACCUCAAGGUCCAUCUCCGAGUGCACAGUGGCGAGAGACCCUUCCAGUGUAACUUAUGUAAAAAGAGCUUCACUCAGCUGGCCCACCUCCAGAAACAUCACCUGGUCCACACGGGCGAGAAGCCACAUGAAUGUCAGGUGUGUCACAAACGCUUCAGCAGCACCAGCAACUUGAAAACACACCUGCGCCUCCACUCCGGGGAAAAGCCCUACCAGUGCAAGCUGUGCAACACCAAGUUCACGCAGUACAUCCACCUCAAACUGCACCGCCGUCUCCACAGCAGCCGCGACCGGCCCUACCGCUGCCAGCUCUGCUCCCAGGCCUUCUUCCACCACUUCUCCCUCCGCAUCCACCAGUGCAGCUGCUGCCUGGCGAACUCCAACGCACCCGUCAACGUACACAUGAAGCAGAUGGUGGAACGGUUUGACGCCAGCCAAGAGGCGGACAUGCUCACAGAGGCGGCGUCGGCACUGCAGGUGGAGGAAGCGGUGGAGCACUGGUUGGCUCGUACCUUGGAAGGCGAGGGGAAGGAGGACCAGAAGGAGGCCACGGUACUACUGAAAGCGCUGACGGCGGCAAUUAAUGCAACAGCCUUACCCACGGCCCAAUCACCCAUAGCUACGUCACACCACAGCCCUCCACUGGCCUAUCAGGAGAGGGCCAGCGUUGUUCAUCUCCACCAAUGGCCAACAGUGAAGACAGAAGGACAGUGAGAAGGAAGUGAAAGAGGGGGAAAUUUAAAAAAGGACAUACAGCACACCAUCAACCAAGAAAACAGAUGUCACCAAAUAAAACUCUCUUUAUCGUCCAUGAAGGGCAUUAAAGGGAAUAUGAACUUACAUAAUCCAAUGAGCGCAGCACCAAAAGAAGAGCAUUCCAAAGACUGGGCGAGGUUAUUCAGUGAUUGUACUUCCUCCCAAAACUCAGUUUAAAAAAAGAAAAUGGAGGAGGACGUUGUUAAACUGUGAAAUAUUUAAAACCUUUUUCACUCAGGUAGAGAAGUGUUUGCUUUUUUUGUGCUUUAACUUAUUACCUUUUUGACAUUUGAGUCAUCUAUAUUUAUUUAGUUGUAACAUAGUUUGUUUUUUUCUGUUAGUUUUUUUUUGUGUGUUGACAUUUUCUUUUCAGGAAACCACAAAUGGACUCAGGAACAAUGAUGUGGCUCAAACCUGUGAAUGAGUCUUCACUUGUAUUGUGCAUUGUUUCACUGUGUGUGACAGCGUGCUUGAGCUUAUGGGUGCAUGUGUAUGGAAGUAUAUGUGAGCGACAGGGCACAGUGAUGACGCAAACCACCUUCCUGCUCUUCAACUGUUUGCAACUAUUUUAUUUAUUUAUGAUAAAAAAAAGGGAAAAUCAGGUUUCUUGAAACUGUGUGUGAAUAAGCAAUUGCCAAAAUUACAAUCAAUGAACAUGAAUGUGUAGCACUGGACUUUUGGAUCAUUAUUCAAUUCAUUCAUAUCCUAUUCACCUCUUGAUUAUUCAGCAAGUUCUCACAGCUAAUAGAUAUCAAAGUAUCAAAGACACACUGUGCUGAACAAAGCCAGCAAAAGAAACAAAAAUACAGAUUCAGUGUGAUAACAUUAUCACAAUGAAAUAUGUAUACGAGAUCGUCUGAACAGUAGCUUUUACUCAUCGCAACGUUUUUAUGUCAAGACGAUGCUGAGAAACAAAAGGUAGAUUUUUACUGGAUUCAAAUGUUUCCGAUGUUUCUUACCUUCAAAGAUUUACUGUAAAUGUUUUGGACAACAAAAACGAGCAACGAAGAAGCACAAUUUUCUUAAACUGUUUAUAUUUGUGUCACUUAGCUCUGGAAUAAAACAAGAUCUGUGAGCUUUUGGUUGUUACCCAAAAUGAGCUGGCAGGUACUGAUCUUGUGAAUACCGUCCUUCUUUUAUCAGUUUUGUAGUGUUUCUUCUUUUGUACAAUAUGUUUGUCUAUGUAGUUUAUUUUUGGAAACAAGUUAUGAGAUGUUAAGAAUUUAUAUGUGAGAGACUAUUUUGAUGAUACUUUUAUAUUUACGUGAUGUAGCAUAUUAAAGAUAUUGUUUCUAUA
Messenger RNA from Cottoperca gobio, 3490 nucleotides. It is a transcript of the gene prdm1b, whose product is annotated as PR domain containing 1b, with ZNF domain. Bases 1 to 2151 code for a protein of 716 amino acids. NCBI's taxonomy places the organism in Eukaryota, Metazoa, Chordata, Actinopteri, Perciformes, Bovichtidae. Gene Ontology annotation, biological process: regulation of transcription by RNA polymerase II; cell fate commitment. The transcript is spliced from 6 exons. Gene Ontology annotation, molecular function: RNA polymerase II cis-regulatory region sequence-specific DNA binding; protein binding; DNA-binding transcription repressor activity, RNA polymerase II-specific. Gene Ontology annotation, cellular component: nucleus; cytoplasm. The record is from RefSeq and is a predicted model, not a curated record.